Messenger RNA from Anopheles marshallii, 882 nucleotides. RefSeq names its product protein TIPIN homolog. NCBI's taxonomy places the organism in Eukaryota, Metazoa, Arthropoda, Insecta, Diptera, Culicidae. The record is from RefSeq and is a predicted model, not a curated record. The coding region runs from base 1 to 882 and encodes 293 amino acids. The transcript has a single exon. Gene Ontology annotation, molecular function: DNA binding. Gene Ontology annotation, cellular component: nucleus; replication fork protection complex. Gene Ontology annotation, biological process: replication fork arrest; DNA replication checkpoint signaling; replication fork processing.
AUGAAUGGUGCAACCGAUUAUCUGUUUAGUGAAAGUGGUGUCGUAGAAGAUGAAAACGAUGGGGUCAUUCCGUCGGACGAUGAACUGCCGGAUGUCGACGAUGAAGCUGAUCACGACAAUGAAGCUGCUGGCCCAUCCAAACUGGUAAAGAUGGAGGUGAAGAAAAAAACGGUUAAGAAUCCCCGUAAUUUGCUGAACGAAGCAAAACUGUGUGGCCCUCGUGGAAUAAUCGCGCUGAAGGACCAUUUCAAAGAUUUCAAAUUCCACGGCAAAGGGCACGAGGCGUCCGAUCUAAACAGGCUGAUGCGCCAUUACGAACACUGGGCUCAUCGAUUGUAUCCGAAGUUUCACUUUGACGAUUGUAUGGCCAAGAUCGAGAAGCUCGGCCACAGAAAGCUCGUGCAGAUGUACAUGAACAAAUACCGCUCGGGGCUGUUACAGCGGGAGCUUGAUGAGGCGACUGCCGUACACAGUGAGGACGAGCCGGAUGAACAGCAAAUGAACCAACCACUCGAUCCGUUGGACAGCAUGCUGGAGGAGCAGAUUGCUCGAUCACGGGGCCGAACAUCGCUAGCAAACACAUCUGGCGUUGAUAACAUCUCGGUGGAUACGACGUUUGAUGCGAUUAGGCAAGAUAAAAUAAACCAUCAGUCCACUGACAGCAGUUUCCACGCGAAUGCCUUGAAAGACGCACAACAAACGAUUAAAUCGCCACCUGCAAUAAGUGAGGAACUCCGUGCGAAGAUAGAAGCAAACCGGUUAAAAGCGCUAGAGCUACGCAAAGCUCGCAUGUUAUCCCUAUCGCAGAGCGCUAAUGAAACUGAAAACACGGAAAAUGAUGCCAGUGCUUUGCGGCCACUCGUCGAGGACGAGAUGUUAUAG